Vicia villosa (hairy vetch) is the source of this 1589-nucleotide messenger RNA. RefSeq names its product kelch repeat-containing protein At3g27220. The transcript is spliced from 6 exons. Bases 148 to 1386 code for a protein of 412 amino acids. The record is from RefSeq and is a predicted model, not a curated record. Lineage: Eukaryota; Viridiplantae; Streptophyta; Magnoliopsida; Fabales; Fabaceae. Gene Ontology annotation, molecular function: protein binding.
UAACAAAGUAACAACAAAGGUAACAAGAAAAAAUAAGAUGAAAAACAAAAAAACAGAAAGAAAAAAAUAAGAAAAAGUGAGAAUUUGAAGUUUAGAGUUUACAGAGAGAUGAUUGAGUUCUUCUGAUUUGUAUUGACGGUGAAUGACAUGGUUCGUCCGUCGGUAAAAGUGGGUUCCGCCAAAUUGGUUCUGAUCUGCGUUACUCUUCUAGGGUUUGCUCUCAUUGCCGAUUUUCUCUGGGCUUCUUCUUCUUCCCCUUCUUCCUAUUUCUCUCUUCCCAAUUCCAAACCCUCCACCACCUUCAUUGUCCCCAAAGAGAACAAGAACAAGAAGAAAGAUGGUAGUUCUGUUAGAUUGCUUGCAGAUGCUUAUGCAGAUUUGCCUGGUCCUCAACUCACUUGGCAAAAAAUGGCAACUUCACCUGUUCCUCGUCUUGAUGGUGCUGCUAUUCAGAUUCGAAAUCGUCUCUUUGUUUUUGCUGGAUAUGGCACCAUUAAUCUUGUACAUUCUCAUGUUGAUAUAUAUAAUUUUGAUGAUGGAACUUGGGGAGAAAGUUUUGACAUGCCAAAAGAAAUGGCACAUUCGCAUUUAGGAAUGGUGACAGAUGGAAGAUACAUUUAUGUAGUUACUGGGCAGUACGGCCCACAAUGUAGAGGUCCCACCGCUCGUAACUUUGUGCUUGACACUGAAACAAAGCAAUGGAGUGAUCUCCCUUCUUUGCCAGUCCCUAGAUAUGCACCAGCAACUCAACUUUGGAGAGGUAGAUUGCAUGUGAUGGGUGGCAGUAAAGAGAAUCGACAUACACCUGGAUUAGAACAUUGGAGUCUUGCUGUCAAGAAUGGAAGAGCAUUAGAAAAGGAGUGGAGAAGUGAAAUACCCAUUCCCCGUGGAGGACCUCACAGGGCUUGUGUUGUGGCCAAUGAUCGUCUCUAUGUUAUUGGUGGUCAAGAAGGUGAUUUUAUGGCCAAACCUGGGUCACCUAUUUUUAAGUGCUCACGCAGGAUGGAGGUGGUCUUUAGUGAUGUUUACAUGUUGGAUGACGAGAUGAAGUGGAAAGAGCUACCUCCAAUGCCAAAACCAAAUUCACAUAUUGAAUUUGCGUGGGUGCUUGUAAACAAUUCAAUUGUUAUUCUUGGAGGCACCACAGAAAAGCACCCUGAAACCAAGAAAAUGGUUUUAAACGGAGAAGUGGUCCAGUUUAACUUGAAUACUUUGAAGUGGUCAGUGAUUGGAAAAUUACCAUACCGGGUGAAAACGACUUUAGUAGGAUUUUGGAAUGGAUGGUUGUACUUCACUUCAGGACAGAGAGACAAGGGACCCGAUGAUCCAUCACCAAAAAAGGUCAUUGGAGAAAUGUGGAGAACAAAAUUAAAAUUGAAUGAGUGAGAGCAAUUGUUGUGGAAUCUUUUCGCAUCUUCCUUAUUUAAUAUCCGAAAAUUGCAGCAGAGGUGAAGAGGCCAAAAUGUUACAUAUUCUUUGUCGCCAGAAUGUUCGUUGUUGUAAUUAACUGAGAAUGACUAAUUCAAUUCGACAUUAAUAGUUGUUGUUACAGACCUUAUUAUACAAAAGGAAAAAUUACACUCACCUUU